GCCACCAUUUCUCUCUCACCGUCUGCCUCCUUCCUCGCGUGCGUGCGGUCCCCGGUCCCUGUACGUCCUGCCCUAGCCACCUCCACCACUCUAGCACAGGUCGCGCCGGCGGCGGCGGUGGCGUUGCACUAUCCUGGUGCCACGAGCAAUGGUGAGGAGCCGCUCUCCCAAGGGCGGAGAUGACGGCAGGCGACGAAGCACUCCUAGGAGAAGUUCUGAUGAGCAAGGAGGAAGGAAGGAAAAAGGUCCUAUAAGCCUCUUGGUGCGUAACAUCCCUCAUAACUGCAGAUAUGAAGAUCUUCGAGUUCCUUUUGCAAAGUUUGGUCCUGUUCGGGAUAUUUACAUGCCAAAAGAUUACUACAGUGGGGAGCCAAAAGGGUUUGCUUUUAUUGAGUUUUUUGACUCCCAUGAUGCUUCGGAGGCGCAAUAUCACAUGAACCGUAAGCUGUUUUGUGGACGUGAAAUUAAAGUUGAGCCUGCCACGGAUAAACGGAAAAGGCCUGAAGACAUGCGUAGACGAACUGGAGUAAGAGUUCAUUCUGGUUCUAAAGGGCGCGAUCUUUCUAGCCAUGGACGGUCUCGUUCUCGUUCACACUCCCGUUCUCCUCGCCAAGGUGGUCGUGAUAGAUCACGGUCACAUUCUCCUGCACCAAGAAGGCGUGGUGACUACUCUGCUUCACCAAAGAGAAAGGAAGAGUGCCAGGCAAAAUCGUCAGGACAAUCAAAAGAACAUGACAACGAUAAGAAGCUGGGAUCCUGUACUCCUGGUGGUAGAAGUGAACGUCAUGACACUGAUAAUUAUUCCAAUGAGAGGCGGGCAACACCUGACUAUUCUGCUGCACCAAAGAGAAAAGAAGCGUGCCAGACAAAAUCACCAAGGCAGGCAAAUGAACAUGAUGAGGACAAGAACCGUAUAUCUUUUAGUCCUGAUAGAAACAACUGCCGUGAUGCUGACAAUGGCCACAAUGAGCGAGAUGACUACUUUACUUCAUCAAAGAGAAAGGGAGAACGCCUGUCAAAAUCACUAAGAUUGUCCAAAGAACAUGAUAAGGAUAAGAAGCGGAGAUCCUAUAGUCGUGAUGAUCGAAGUGACUGCCGUGAUGCUGAUAAUAGUUUCAAAGAGAGGCGGGCAACAACUGAUGGUGGUAAGAGAUCCUGUCCCCGCCAGAGGUCACCCAGACCAUCCUCUGGAUCACACUCAAGAAGGCGAGAUGCCUACUCUGCUUCCCCAAAGGGAAAAGAAGAGCAUCGGGAACAAUCACCAAGACAGUCAAAAGAACAUGAUAAACAUAGGAAGCGGAGAUCCAAUACUCCUGAUGAUAGAAAUGACUGCCAUGGUGCUGAUCAUAGUCACAAUGAAAUGCAAGGUGACUGCUCUACUUCACCAAGGAUUAAGGAAGAGCGCCAGGCAAAAUCAUCAAGAGAGUCAGAAGAAUAUAACAAGGAUACAAAGGGUGCCCCUCAUGAUAGAAAUGACCGCCAUGAUGCAGUUAAUGGUUCCAGAGAUAGCAAUUUGCAUGUCGACAGGAAGCCGGUAACACCUGACGAUGAGGGAUCCCAUGCCUGCUGGAGGUCACCCAGACCAUCUUCUGGAUCAUGCUCAAGAAAGCGAGAUGACUGUUCUGCUUCCCCAAAUAAAAAGGAAGAGCGCCGGGCAAAAUCACCAAAACAAUCCAUUGAAUACAAGGAUGAAAAGAGGAGGUCAUGUACUGCUGAUGAUAUGAAUGGCCGACAUAAUGCUGUUAAUGGUUACAAGAAAAGGCGAGAUGGCUACUCUGCUUCCCCAAAGAUAAAGGAGGAGUGCAGGGCAGAAUCACCACGACCGACAAAAGAACGUGAGGAUAAUGGUGGCAUUGACCGUACUGAUGCUGACAAUGGCUACAAUGAGAGGCGUGCAGGACCUGACUCUGCUUCACAGAAGAGAAUGGAAAAGCCUCCCCAAGCAAAAUCACAAAGCCAGUCAAAAGAAUAUGAUAACGGUAAGGAGAACAGAUCCUAUACCCAUGAUGAUGGAAAGGAGUGCCGCAAUGCUGAUAAUGGUUCCAAAGUGCGAAAGGACUACUCAGCUGCUGGAAAGAGAAAGGAAGAGCGCCAGGCAAGUUUACCAAGACAAUCAAAGGAACAUGAUGAACAUAAGAAGAGGGGAUCCUAUACUCGUGAUGAUAGAAAUGACCUCCGUGAUGCUGAUAAUGGUUCCAAAGAAAGGCGAAAGGACUACUCAGCUGCUGGAAAGAGAAAGGAAGAGCGCCAGGCAAGUUUACCAAGACAAUCAAAGGAACAUGACGAGCAUACGAAGAGGGGAUGCUAUACUCGUGAUGAUAGAAAUGACCUCUGCGAUGCUGAUAAUGGUUCCAAAGAAAGGCGAAAGGACUACUCAGCUGCUGGAAAGAGAAAGGAAGAGCGCCAGGCAAGUUUACCAAGACAAUCAAAGGAACAUGAUGAGCAUAAGAAGAGGGGAUCAUAUACUCCUGAUGAUAGAGAUGACCCCCGUGAUGCUGAUAAUGGUUCCAAAGAAAGGCGAAAUGAUUACUCAGCUUCCCGAAAGAGAAUGGAGGACUACAGGGCAAAAUCAUCAAGACAAUCAAAAGAACAUGGUGAUGAUAAGAAAAGGGGAUCGUGUACUCCUGAUGAUAGAAGCCACCGCUCCGAUGCUGAUAAUGGUUUGAGAGAAAGACAAGGUGACUUCUCAGCUUCCGGACAGAGAAAGGAAGAGUACCGGGGAAAAUCACCAAGACAGUUAAAGGAACAUGGUGACAAUAAGAAGAGGGGGUCAUAUACGCCUGCUGAUAGAAAUGACCUUGAUAAUGGUUGCAAUGAGAAGCUGGCAACACAUGACGGUAGCCGUAGCCCCUGCCCUGGCCGGAGGUCGCCGCGACCAUCUUAGUUCAGAGGACAAGACUCGUGCCUGCCCCAACGACUGAUGGGAUCAUGGAAGUGUAGGGAUGCAGUUCCUUGUGUGUGUAAGGCUGACUGGUGCUCAUGGGUUGAGCUAGCUGACUGGUGCUCAUGUGGCGGUAGUAUUUUAAGAAGUAAGAUGAGAAGCAAACCAUUUGCUGCCACCUGCUUGUGUCAUGUGGUGGUGGUAGCAAGCCCGAACUGCACAUUAGAUGUACUCAACUACUCCUUCCGUUCCAUAAUAUAAGAACGUUUUUGGAACUAGUCUAGUAUCAAAAACGUUCUAGUAUCAAAAACGUUCUUAUAUUAUGGGACAGGGGGUGUACAUUCUAAUGUUGGAUCUGUUGCUGUCGGGGCAGCAAAUGUUUGAGAAAAGCCUGGGCAUGCAUCGGACGUGAAGAGUGUAGGGAAAUCACAAAUGCACGAUGCUGUUUAGUUUCUAGCUUGCUCCGCUUCUGGCCUGUGGGCCUGGGUA
Triticum aestivum (bread wheat) is the source of this 3370-nucleotide messenger RNA. RefSeq names its product filaggrin. Gene Ontology annotation, molecular function: mRNA binding. Gene Ontology annotation, biological process: mRNA splicing, via spliceosome. The transcript has 20 exons. Gene Ontology annotation, cellular component: nucleolus; ASAP complex; cytoplasm. NCBI's taxonomy places the organism in Eukaryota, Viridiplantae, Streptophyta, Magnoliopsida, Poales, Poaceae. Bases 149 to 2884 code for a protein of 911 amino acids. The record is from RefSeq and is a predicted model, not a curated record.